This is a messenger RNA of Colletes gigas, 865 nucleotides long. RefSeq names its product UPF0545 protein C22orf39 homolog. NCBI's taxonomy places the organism in Eukaryota, Metazoa, Arthropoda, Insecta, Hymenoptera, Colletidae. The transcript has 3 exons. The record is from RefSeq and is a predicted model, not a curated record. Bases 331 to 819 code for a protein of 162 amino acids.
GACGAGAAAUAAAAAAAUUCGUCAAACUUACACGCUUACUUUUCCUUUCUUAUUUCUCAAAUUUGAUAUGUAUUAUGAUAUUGACAUUUCGAUAUAUAUGAAUUCUAUUUCUCUUGUAAAUGUUACAUAAUAUGAUAUAUAGGUAUUUCCUAAGUUCGAAGCUUUUAAGUACUCGUGGUUACUGGCAUUCGUAGUACGAUUGCGAGAGUUUUAACAAAAUUAUAUUUUUGAACAUUAAAAUGUACAUAUUAAUUUGUGGCUAGAAAUAUAAACUGUCGUAAGCAUUUGUUCGAUCAAAGACAAAAGUGGCCGGUAACCUUAACCAAAAAGAUGCCUGAACCUAACGAUACAAAUGUGUCUGCAUCGCCUGAUAAAACAGAUACAUCGGAACAAAAAAAUGAAAUAGAUGAAUAUAAUUGGAUGAUAAGACCAUGUGAAGUCUAUAAAGAAGAAUAUGAUGACUGCAGAAGCAUAUCAGCACGCUUGCAUCAGCACUUUAUAUUUGGGAAAUUACUCGAAUGCACGCAAUGGAAAACUGAUUAUCACAACUGUUACGUUUGGACGAAACAUAAAUCUAAAAAAGCAUAUGAUGAAUUAAUAGCCAGUGAAAAAAAUCGGAGAAUGGAGAGAUUACGACCUCAUUAUAAAAAUGAUGUUUGGUCCAGAAGAGAUACACCGCCUGAAAAUUGGAACGAACCGUUACCUCAGUGGCUGCAAGACAAAUAUGAACAUUCGUAUUUAAAAUAUAUGAGCGAGGAAUUGAAAAACCCUGAUGUUGCUAAAAAAAAUACCGCAAAUAGUUCUUGUAGUAUAAUUUAGGAGCGCUAGAUUUUUCUAAUAUUAUGAAAGAUUAAUAAACUAAGCA